Ictalurus punctatus (channel catfish) is the source of this 5417-nucleotide messenger RNA. It is a transcript of the gene trim3b, whose product is annotated as tripartite motif containing 3b. Gene Ontology annotation, molecular function: protein binding; translation repressor activity; ubiquitin protein ligase activity. The coding region runs from base 292 to 2607 and encodes 771 amino acids. Gene Ontology annotation, biological process: proteasome-mediated ubiquitin-dependent protein catabolic process; protein polyubiquitination; negative regulation of translation. The transcript has 13 exons. The record is from RefSeq and is a predicted model, not a curated record. NCBI's taxonomy places the organism in Eukaryota, Metazoa, Chordata, Actinopteri, Siluriformes, Ictaluridae.
AGCUUCAGUCAGUGUGUGGUGGCUGGAGAAAGCCUGUGUGCACUCAGGCGUGGGUUGGAGAGACUGGGAAAAGGAGGAAGAGAGACACGGAAUGAAGGAGAGAAGAAGAGGGAGGGUAAAGAGUUUAGAGUUGAGCUUAGGGGGCGUAGGCAGUGACAGUGACACAGGAUCUCAUUUUGUUGUCCUGUUAAAGAGCCCAGCUGGAAGACAGGAAACAGGAAUGAAACCAGCCUGAGAUUUCUCCAACUCUGCUGUUUUAAGGUGUGUCCUGGCCCCUAGCCGUGUAUGUGAAUGUCUGUCGCCAUGGCUAAGCGUGAGACUGGCAGCACAAGUCCAGUGGUGCGGCAAAUAGACAAGCAGUUCCUGGUCUGCAGCAUCUGCCUCGAUCACUUCCACAACCCCAAAGUGCUGCCGUGCUUACACACCUUCUGCGAACGGUGCUUACAGAACUACAUCCCACCCCAGUCACUGACCCUGUCCUGUCCGGUGUGCCGACAGACCUCCAUCCUGCCUGAAAAAGGAGUAGCAGCACUGCAGAAUAACUUCUUUAUCACCAAUCUGAUGGAGGUGCUGCAGAGGGAUCCGGAAUGUUCCCGUCCUGAGGCAUGCAACAUGCUGGAGUCUGUGAGUGCAGCAGUUGCUGGGAAGCCUCUUUCCUGCCCAAAUCACGAGGGCAAGGUGAUGGAGUUUUACUGUGAGUCGUGUGAAACUGCCAUGUGUUUAGACUGCACAGAGGGUGAACAUCGAGAACAUGUCACUGUUCCACUGAGGGACGUUCUGGAACAACACAAAGCAGCGUUGAAGAAUCAGCUGGAUGCUAUUCGCAACAGGUUGCCUCAGCUCACAGUUGCAAUAGAACUAGUGAAUGAGAUCUCCAGGCAGCUGAUGGAUCGAAAGACUGAAGCAGUGAAUGAGAUCAGCUGUACGUUUGAGGAGCUAGAGCGGGUUCUGCACCAACGUAAAACUGCCCUCAUCACUGACCUAGAGAACAUCUGCAGUUCCAAGCAGAAGGUUCUGCAGUCCCAGCUGUCAUCUCUGCAGCAGGCAAAAGAACAUAUCGAGAGCAGCUGCAGCUUCACAGAACAGGCGCUAAGUCACGGUGGUGCUGCCGAGGUGCUACUUGUGCAGAAGCAGAUGGGGGAGCGUGCAGGUGCUCUGGCGUGUCACACCUUCCCUGAACGGCCACAUGAGAAUGGACACCUGCAGUGCCGCCUAGAGACAGAGGGCCUGCGGCGCUCCAUCCAGAACCUGGGUGUCUUGAUCACCACUAGUGCUGUCGGACACACUAGCGUGGCCACCGGCGAGGGCCUGAGGCACGCAGUCAUCGGCCAGCACAGCACCAUCACCGUCACCACCAAGGACAAGGAUGGAGAACUGGUGCGAAGUGGAAAUGCACUUCUAAAAGCGGACAUUACGGGGCCAGAAGGAAGCAAAGCAGUCGAGGCAGAGGUAGUCGACAAUAAAAAUGGCACAUAUGAAGUGGGCUACACGCUGAGGAGCGAAGGAGAGUAUUCUUUCUCACUGAUGCUAUAUGGCCAGCCUGUGAGAGGGAGUCCAUUCAGACUGCGUGGCGUGAAGCCUAGCGACGUGCCUCAGUCUCCUGAAGACGUGAAGAGGAGGGUGAAGUCGCCCAGUGGAAGUGGAGGACACAUCAGGCAGAAAGCUGUGCGAAGACCUUCCAGUAUGUACAGCACUACUAAGAAGAAGGAGAAUCCUAUUGAGGAUGAGCUGAUCUACAGAGUAGGCACAAGAGGCAGGGAGAAGGGCGAGUUUACUAAUCUUCAAGGCAUUUCUACCUGCAGUGGCAGAGUUGUAGUGGCAGACAGCAACAACCAGUGUAUACAGGUGUUUACUAAUGAUGGACAGUUUAAGCUGAGAUUCGGGGUGCGAGGGCGCUCGCCAGGGCAACUGCAGCGACCUACAGGAGUGACAGUAGACCUGAAUGGAGACAUCAUAGUAGCUGAUUAUGAUAAUCGAUGGAUAAGCAUCUUUUCCUCCGAAGGGAAAUUUAAGAAUAAAAUCGGUUCUGGGAGGUUGAUGGGGCCGAAGGGAAUUACAGUGGAUCGUAACGGUCACAUCAUCGCCGUUGAUAACAAGGCAUGCUGCGUCUUCAUCUUCCAGUCCAAUGGAAAACUGGUCACCAGGUUUGGGGCAAGGGGCUCACUGGACAGACAGUUUGCAGAAAAAAGUGGUUCAAACUUUGCACAGGAGCAAAAGCUUAGUAAAUCUGGCCCUGGGUUCAGUCCACACUUUGUGGCUGUCAACAACAAGAAUGAAAUCAUAGUUACAGACUUUCAUAACCACUCAGUUAAGGUGUUCAGUGCAGAUGGCGAGUUCCUCUUUAAAUUUGGCUCACAUGGUGAAGGAAAUGGGCAGUUUAAUGCCCCGACAGGAGUGGCUGUUGAUGCAAAUGGGAACAUCAUUGUAGCAGACUGGGGUAAUAGCAGGAUACAGGUGUUUGACAGCUCGGGCUCUUUCCUGUCCUACAUCAACACGAGCGCAGACCCGCUGUAUGGGCCACAGGGUUUGGCGCUCACGUCUGAAGGUCACGUGGUUGUUGCAGACUCGGGGAACCACUGCUUUAAAGUGUAUCGCUACCUGCAGUAGUGCUCCAGCUCUCCUGCUUUCUCUCUCCUUCUGUUUUGCACGUUCAGCUAAGCUCAAACCCCUUAACCAAACUAUAUAGUUUGAGCAGAAAGCACAAGAGCAUUAUUCUUUCACAGUGCAGUGCUCCAAAUAAUACUUUUUUUAAUUAUUUUUUUUUAAUUAUUAUUAUAAUUGUGACCUAGACCUUAUGAAUGUUUAGAGUGGAUGUGGGAGAGUGAUCUCUAAUAAGCACACAUUGUACAAUAAUUCACUUCUACGUUUAUGAAGAAAUUGGUAAAAUUGAGAAGAAUUUGUGUACGGCAUGCAGUCAUAAAGCUAGUGUUAUAAUUUCUGCACUUUGGUAACUACAGACGUUUGUUUUAAAAAAAAAGAAAAGAAAAGAAAUUUUAAAAUGGCUCCAAAAAAUACAGGUUCUAUAAUUAAUUUCACGAUAACAUGUAAACAUUUAACUGCAACCUAAUUACAGACUUACAUAAGCGCAUGCACUGUCCUGCAGCUUAAUUUAGAAAAUUCUGUAUAAAUAUAUAUAUUUUUUUCAUGGAUUUUCAUAAUUUAGCACUUAUAAUAAAUGGGGAUACUUAAAUUAAAUGUCAUUAAGGAAUUAAUUAUACUGGUGCAUUAUGCGUUAUAUAAUUAUGAACACUAUUACCAAAUUACACAGAAUUAUCUGUUAUUUAUUAUCCACUUGCAUUUUUAAAUCCAGUUACUUUACUGAAGAUUUGCUAGUUUCUUAGAUAAAAAAAAAAAAAAGACAUUAGAACUAAAACCUCUGACAGAUUUACUUCCCGUCUCUCUCAGAAUACACUCACACUUUGUCUUUUGAGUGCAAACACCAGUUGUGGUUUUUUACGCCUGUGUAUUUGUAUCAAUGCACAUAGUGUCUGUAUAUAUAUGUGUGUGUGUGUGUGUGUGUGUGUGUGUAUGAGAAUCUAUAUGUAAUCUGUAAAUGUACCACACUUUGGCUUCUUGUCAUCCCCUGAUUAAUGUUCUGAUCUGGUCUUAUGCUUCAGCUGUACAGGUGUAGUGCUCAAAGUAAUCGAGUGAGUACUGUGUUAACAGCAAGAGUUAUUUUUCUAUUUCAUCAUGCGACUUUAUGUUUAGAGUUGUCCUGUAACAAAGAAAAGAAUCUUGGUGACUGAGGAGAUGAUUUAAAAAAAAAAAAAAAAAAAAAAGCAGGGUUCAGAUAAAUGUUGCGUUAAUCACAUUGCGAUGUGUUUGCACAUAUUGAGUCCUAUAUAUGGAAUAUCUUUGUAAAUAAUCAUUUCCAUUUAUACAGCUGGUGCAUUAUAGUGCAUACUGUUACAGUGGAAAGGCCGUCUUUUUAUCAGUAUUUAAUUGUUUUUAUUUAUUUGAUGUUUUGUACUCUAUACAUAACCCACAUAAUUCUCACCAGCCAAAGCUUUCAGUAAUGUCAUUUUUUUUUUUUGUUUUGUUUUAUACAUUUUUCUGUUCACUUUUCAGAACCUCAUUCAUUUAUCUUGAGGUAUAAGGUGCUGUUUAGGGCAUAACAGAAGUUCAUUAUUUUUACCACUUACACUCAUUACGGUCAUAUCGAGUGUGUGUGAGUUAAAGGAAGUGUCUUGUGAAAGCAUUUUGUGUGUAGCUUUUGCUUAAUGAACAUUUUACCCGUUUCUGGACUGCAGUUAAAUGCUGGGAAAGUUAUGCACGUUGAGGCUGUACCAGCACUGUUGAAUUUUUUUCAUUUUUUAAAUAUUUUUAAUCAGUUUUGUUACAUCUAAUAACUGUAAAUGAAUAUGAGUAUUUCUGUGACAUGUCAGUCGUCUCAGAGCAGUGGUUCAGUAGUGAGGACAUGCCGCUCUGUACGCUUGUGUGUUUUCAUAAUGAUCAGGCUUCAAGUCCUUAGAAUCCUUCAGGCAGGUCCCCAAAUAUGUGUGGGUGUGUGUGGCAAGUAUUCCAUUCCUUAGACUCGUUCACAAGUUUUAAAAAUCUUACACUAUAAAACAGGACAGCCCCAUUGCACUAUGUGAACUUGUUUCUUCUCUUUAACUCCAAUUGUCAUAAGUUUUGGAUAUUGAACUCAAGUUCAUAAGUUUUCAAAAUUUAAACAUAAAGUAAUCCAUUAUCCUGAUUUGUUAAAACAACAUUCUGAGUUGAAACAAAUGUCUCUUUGAGUAGUAAAUGUUCUCUUCAAGUUGCGUUUAGACAGGUGAACAUUUAUUUUGAAGUUUAAGCACCUGAAAUGUUUUACAACAGUGUACAAGAACAUGUUUGAGACGUUGACACGUCAUCAUAUUUGGUUCAAUUGGACCCGGAACACAGAGGGCCACUAAACAUGCUGCUGAUACUGUAGCUUCAUUUUUACACUUUAUUUCCUGACCUAUUGCACAUUGUGUAAAUCAACUCACUAUUCUCAAUUAUUUCUCAGUGCUAAGGCUGAUGUUUGCCUGCAAUGCUUUAUGGGAAUGGCUUCUAUGAAUUGUAGCAUUCUUAAAAUAGUUGAUCUGUUAGUAAGGACACUAAGCAUAGACUUUCUAGUAUUUGGGACAAAGCAACUAGUUUCUGAGUAACAGGACUGAUCCAUAGUCAGUUUCUGUCUUCCAUAAUUCAGUGUUUGUUAGUAAAAAGAGAGUAAAAUAGCUGAACCUCAUCUCUGAGAUGGCCAACACACACACACAGCACUAUACAUAAUCAUCACGAACUCCUUCCAGAACAUAAAUUAGAACCCAUUGUUAAUUACAAAUCGUUCAGUAAUAAAAGUCUUGUACAGCACAUGAAAUUUUCAAUGUGUUCACUGAUCAAUUCUAACAGUGUGUAAUUAAAAAUUGUAAAUAUAAAGUUAUUUAAACACC